Molecule: messenger RNA, 1274 nt
Organism: Culex quinquefasciatus (southern house mosquito)
Lineage: Eukaryota; Metazoa; Arthropoda; Insecta; Diptera; Culicidae
Exons: 2
Coding region: 29-442 (137 amino acids)
Source: RefSeq, a predicted model, not a curated record
GGUGGAGGUUCACUUCUCCGCCGGGAACAUGACCGUGUUGGAUGAACCGGACACGCUCAACUUGGAAGCGACCUUUCUUAUUCAUCAAGGCGCCAGUCAUCUGCAAGGACGUGCGGCGGAAGAACGCCGUAACAGGGAUCGCCAAGCUGUCCGCUGGGGAGAUGGAGUGCCACAAUCGACCCUGGUCAAAUCGAACCCUCGCACGAGAAGUACCUCUACGUUCGACUGCGAAGUCUCCUUCUACGCAAGAACAAUCCCGCCGAUCAGCACCGUUACGCCAAUCUGGUGCCCAACGAAGACACGCGUCGUCAUAAAGAGGGAGGGCGUCUCAGCAAAGGCGUGUCCCCUACCGGAUGAUACCUCUCAUCGACACGUGAUGGAAGUCUUCAACGCCAGCUGGACCCACAAGCAUCCCCACUUAGGAGUUGAACCUCGAAUGUGAUCUUCGAUGAUUUCCUACCGAAGGACAACGGCGCGUACUCCUGACCAAGCGACCGUCAAAGUAAUUUGGUAAGUGGACUUCAUCGCAAACUCUCGACAAGUUCAUCAACGCUCUUUCAACAGCUCUAACCGCCGCCGAUGAGUGUCCAGACCUGAACGCGUGUGUCAAAGAGUCCAUCUGGUGCGAUGGGAUCGCGCAGUGUCCGUCUGGCGAGGACGAUUCGUUUACAGUGCGUUCAACACUGCUGCAGCUGCCGACCGAUUUACUGGCUUCAACGUGCCGCUUCUGCUGCUGUGCUGCAACUGACCGCAUACCUGUACUCGGUGAGUUGCUGCACUGGUUGUUUGUGGAAAUACUAUUUUUCAAAUCUUCUUUCUUUUCUACUUUCUCUCUCCCGCUUUCUCCGAUUGCAGCGAAAUCCGUCGCAACUGCCGCCGGACGUCGCCGGACUACAGACACAGCUCAGGUCGCUCAGCUUGAUGGACAUGGCAGUGUUUGACGAGAAUGAAGUGAUUUGCUGACUAAGGGACAAAGGGCAAAGGAACCACGCGCUGAACAGAAUUGUCCCCCCACCGAGUACUCUUCAAGCUCCUUCCGGUCCCUGCUCUGACACUUCCCGCAAAUUUGCGCUCUUUAAAUGAAAACGUGUGAUCUAGGUGGAAAAAAAGAUUUAGCUGAUCUCGUGAAGAAACGGAUGCUCGACGUUAGUUGUCUCUUAGUACUGUUAAACGAAGCAUGAAUUAAUUCGUUUUAAGAGGGGACUUGAUUGAGCUCGUGAUAAUUCAGGUCCGGUUGAUGACAAGGAAGCAAAUCAAUAAUAAUAUAAGAAGGA